Coffea arabica (coffee) is the source of this 7536-nucleotide messenger RNA. The record is from RefSeq and is a predicted model, not a curated record. NCBI's taxonomy places the organism in Eukaryota, Viridiplantae, Streptophyta, Magnoliopsida, Gentianales, Rubiaceae.
GUUGAUCCGCAAGGAUUUGGUCCGCUUUCCAUGGUUUCUCAGGGGACGAGAUUUUGAGAAACCUGGCGAGGGAUUUAAGCAUCUAGUAUCCCACCGGCGGCAACUUGGAAAUGGAAAUUGACGCUACGCAUAAUUGGAAUCCAUCCAUGGGCGGAGGCGUGAGAGAAGUUCUGUUUGAAGUACGGCGUCACGCUUCAGGAACUUACCCCAAUUACCCUCCGACGGGUCAACAGUUGGACGAUGGCCGCGGAAGGACUUUACUCUCCUACUUUUCAUUGCGAGGCAUCACCCAAAUGACGGAGAGAUGGGCAGAAUACAGGAAUCCAAAAAAGUUGGGUAAGCAUGCAGCUUUGUUCAUCUCUCAUGCAGAUCGAGUGGCUGUAGCUUUCAGGAAUCAGAUAACGUUCUUGCAGAAAGAUGAUGACUAUCAACAACCAAGUGGCACUUUUACCAGUGGAAACAUCAGUGCCUUCACGUGUGGUACAUGGUCAGAAGCUCAUGAAGUCCUUGGAGUUUUUGAUGACACUAAUACUCUAUAUUUCAUUAAAGCUAAUGGAGAAGAAAUUGCCAGAAUCACCGGGAAGCAUCUUAAAGUCUCCCUACCAAUAUUGUGCUUGAUUUUGCAGGAUGGCAAUGAUGUGAACAAAGCAUGCUUGUGUACCUUUAGCAUUCUUACGUCAGAUGGUUCACUCCACGAUUUAGAAAUUAGUCAGGAUCUAAGUGCCUCCAUGUCUGCAGCUCCUCUUGCACGUACUGGAGUAAUGCUGAAGAAACAAUUCCCAAAGAAUGUUUUCUGUAUGCAUCACCAUCCAAAGUUGUCUUUGUUCGCUACAAUCAGUAGUGCCAGUGGUGUUGCCAUUUCCAAUACGUCAGGACAUCCAGGAUCACCUAGUCUAUCUCUUUGGCAAAGAAGUAGCAGCUCAGAUUUGGAGCUCAUGGUAUCCAUUGAUUUUGAAGGUUUAUAUGCUCAAGCAAAAGGUGUAGAUCAGUUGAUUUCUCCGAAGGUGCUCAUCUCACCUGAGGGAAAUUUUGUUGGCACUCUUGAUGCUAAGGGUUGCUUGCUUAUUUUUAAGUUUCAUCAAAAGCAGUGGAGCCUAUCAAAUCUUUACAAUACAAAGAGGUAUGAUCUGCAAAUGAAAAAUGACUUGUCUGGUGGAGGCAUGGAUUUUCUGAAUGAUCUAGUUGACUUUACUUGGUGGUCUGAUGAUGUACUUGCUGUUGCAAAAAGGGAUGGCACUAUUACGAUGUUUGAUGUCCCUACUGGUGUUAAAUUGUUGGAGAAAGAUCCUGUUUGCUCAAUGCCUAUCAUGGAAACAGUGGAGAAGUUGUCUGGAUGCCUUUUUCUUUUGGAGAGUACAUCUGGGCAAAGCUAUAAAUCAUCUGAAGAAAAAAGAACAACAGACUUGCGUCUUAUUGAGCAGCUGGAAUGUGCUAAACUGCAGUGGAAUUUAUUUUCACUUUCAGAAAGAUCUGUUUCUGAAAUGUAUGACUUGCUAAUACGUAAACAAGACUAUCAAGUUGCUCUUAGCUUUGCUCAUCAUCAUGGGUUGGAUAAAGAUGAACUGUUGAAGUCACAAUGGAUGUCUUCUAGUCAAGGAGUAAACGAGAUAAAUAAAUUGCUGUCAACUAUCAAGGACCAUGUUUUUGUCCUGUCUGAAUGUGUAGAUUGUGUAGGACCAACAGAAGAUGCAGAGAAGGCUUUACUGGCUUAUGGACUCCACCUAACAGAGGAUUACAGGUUUUCUAAAUCACAAGAAGAUGAGAGCAGCCAAGUUUGGGACUUCCGUAUGGCAAGAUUAAAGUUGCUUUUGUUUAGAGACCGGCUGGAAACAUUUCUUGGGAUAAACAUGGGAAGGUAUCUCGCUCAAGAGUACAAUAAAUUUCGUAAUUUACCAAUUAAUGACGCUGCUGUAGCCCUUGCAGAGACAGGGAAGAUUGGAGCGUUAAACCUUCUUUUCAAACGACAUCCAUAUUCGCUUGGUCCUUACAUAUUGGAGGUUCUUGCUGCUAUUCCUGAGACAGUUCCAGUUCAGAGUUAUGCACAGCUCCUUCCUGGGAAUUCCCCUCCUGCAAGUAUUGCUCUGAGGGAGGAAGAUUGGGUUGAAUGUGAUAAGAUGGUCUCAUUUAUAAACAGUCUACCUGAGGACCAUGGUAGCAGGGUUCUUAUUAGAACUGAACCAAUUGUCAAGAGAUACAUGGGAUUUCAAUGGCCAUCAACUGCUGAUCUUUCUAGCUGGUACAAAAAUAGAGCCAGAGAUAUUGAUACCUUAAGUGGGCAGCUUGAAAACUGCAUGUGCUUGGUUGACUUUGGUUAUCAAAAGGGGAUCUCAGAGUUGCAGCAUUUCUAUGAGGACAUCUCUUUCCUGCGCCAGCUUAUUUAUUCUGAUGAAAAUGAAGGGAAAAGAAAUUUUUUUCUUAGUCUUAUUGCUUGGGAGAAGUUAUCUGACUAUGAAAAAUUCAGAUUGCUGCUCGUGGGAGUGACAGAGGAAGACGUAAUUGGAAGACUAAAGAAUAUUGCAAUCCCAUUCAUGCAAAAGAGGGAUUAUCAUAUAGCUGCUGAUUCUACAGAUGAGCUGAUUGGUAGCCAAUGUACUAUGGAUAAUACAGCUGACUCAUUUCUGGUUAGAUGGCUAAAAGAGAUUUCUUUGGAAAAUAAACUAGGGAUAUGUUUGAUAGUAUUUGAAGAAGGGUGCACGGAUCUGGAAAAUAGUUACUUUUUCAAAGAUGAGGCCCAGGUGGUGGAUUGUGCUCUGCAGUGCAUGUAUUUGUGCUCUUCAACAGAUAGAUGGAGUACAAUGUCCUCAAUUUUAUCUAAACUUCAACAUUUACGAGGUUAUGGAAAUGAGGACCUCAAGACAAGAUUGAAAGUCACUGAAGGCCACGUUGAAGCAGGGAGGAUUUUGGCAAUUUACCAGGUGCCAAAGCCUAUUAACUAUUUUAGGGAGGCACAUACAGAUGAAAAAGGUGUAAAACAGACACUUCGUCUUAUACUCUCCAAAUUUAUUCGGAGGCAGAUGGGUCGAUCAGAUAAUGACUGGGCUAACAUGUGGCGUGAUUUGCAGUCUUUGCAAGAAAAAGCUUUUCCCUUCCUUGAUUUGGAGUACAUGUUGAUAGAGUUCUGUAGGGGAUUGCUUAAAGCUGGAAAAUUUCCACUUGCAAGGAACUAUUUAAAAAGUACAGGUUCAGUAGUUUUGGCUGCAGAUAAGGCCGAAACUCUGGUCAUUCAAGCUGCAAGAGAGUAUUUCUUCUCAGCAUCAAGUCUUGAUUGUCCAGAAAUAUGGAAGGCUAAGGAAUGUCUUAAUAUCUUGCCUAGUAGCAGAAAUGCCAGGGCAGAAGCUGAUAUCAUUGAUGCCCUUACCUUGAAACUUCCAAAACUGGGAGUAAAUGUCCUGCCAUUGCAAUUUAGACAAAUGAAAGAUCCAUUGGAAAUAAUUAAGUUGGCAAUUACAAGUCAAGAUGGAGCUUAUCUCAAUGUUGAUGAACUUAUUGAAAUUGCCAAACUUCUUGGAUUGAGCUCACACGAUGAAAUAUCAUCCGUACAAGAAGCUAUUGCAAGAGAAGCUGCUGUUGCUGGAGAUUUGCAACUAGCUUUUGAUCUGUGUCGUGUUUCUAAAAAGGGUCAUGGUUCUGUCUGGGACUUAUGUGCUGCUCUUGCAAGAGGUCCUGCCCUUGAUAAUAUGGAUGUAAAUUCUCGAAAGCAUCUUUUAGGGUUUUCUUUGAGCCACUGUGAUGAAGAAUCUAUUGGUGAUCUGCUAAGGUGGAAAGAUCUUGACAUGAUGGGACAGUGUGAAACUUUAAUGAUGCUGACGGGAGUGAGUUCUGUUGAUUUUGGAACUUGUUCAGGAAAGGUUGAUAAUGUUGGUUAUGGUGAUCAAGGACAUCUUGAUGCCGUAAAAGAUUUGCUCUCUGUAGUUGCAGAAAAUUUGCCUUUUGAGAAUGGUUAUCAAUGGGAAUCUAUCCUUAGAGAAAACGGGAAAAUUUUGUCCUUUUCUGCUUUGCACCUUCCUUGGUUACUUGAACUGAUUACUAAAGCAGAAACAACUAAAAAACAUAUAUCAGGCUCAGUUUCAGGAAAGCAGUACAUAAGUGUUAGAACACAAGCUGUUGUAACUAUUAUCUCUUGGUUGGCAAGGAACGGUUUUGCUCCAAAAGAUAAUUUGAUCAUCUCCAUUGCCAAAUCAAUUAUGGAACCUCCUGUUACUGAAGAGGAGGACAUCAUGGGAUGCUCUUUUCUCUUAAAUCUGGUGGAUGGCUUUUCUGGUGUGGAUAUUAUUGAAGGAUUUGUGAAAGCAAGGGAAAGUUACAACGAAAUUACGAGCAUUAUGAAUGUGGGGUUGAUUUAUGGUUUAUUACAUAACCGCAGAGGCGAAUGUGAGGAGCCUGCUCAGAGGAGGAUGCUGUUGCUUAGGGAAUUCCAACAGAAACACAAAUCAGUUGCAUCAGAUGAAAGAGAUGAAUUAGACAAGGCACAAUCUGCAUUCUGGAGAGAGUGGAAACUAAAAUUAGAAGAGCAAAAGCGUGUGGCAGAUCAUUCAAGGGUUUUGGAACAGAUUAUUCCUGGUGUUGAAACAGCUCGUUUUUUGUCUGGAGACACUAGCUACAGGGAGAGUGUUGUUUUUUCCUUUAUUGAAUCCAUAAAACUGGAGAAGAAACAUGUAUUAGAAGAUGUUAUAAAAUUAGCCCAUACCUAUGGCUUGGAUCAGACCAAGGUGCUACUCCACUAUAUAAGUUCUACUUUUACUUCUGAGGCUUGGACAGUGGAUGAUAUUGUGGCUGAUCUUUCACAAUUCAGAAAAGAAGUGAUUUCCUCUGCUGCAGAAACCAUAACAGUCAUUACUGUGUCUGUCUACCCUUUGAUUGAUGGUCAUGAUAAGCAGCGGCUUGCUUAUAUAUAUGGUCUACUUGCAGAGUGCUACUUGCAGCUGGAAGAGCUAAAAGAACCACUUCCUACUAUUGGCCAGAGUCCAAUGCACUUAGAUGCCAUCCAUUUAGCUCGUUUCAGCAAGGUUGUAAGCCAAGAAUGUUUCAGGGUUUCCUUUAUUGGUGGCCUCAACUUCAAGAAAAUUGCUGGAUUGACAGAUCUGAACUGGGAUAGCUUCAAUGAUGAAGUCUUUUCUCACAUUAGUGAAAAGAAUGUUGAAGCGCUGGCAGAUAUGGUCCGCAACCUUAUCGGGUUGUAUGGAGAUUCAUUACCUGAAGGUCUUUUAUCAUGGCAGUUUGUCUACAGACACCAUGUGCUGAAUUUGUUGACAACCUUUGAAACUCAAUUUAAAACAGAUGGCCUUAGUGAAAGCCCUGAAAAUUUUCAUUGCUUCCUGAGUGAGCUUGAGCAAACCUAUAAUGCUGUCCUUAAAUACGUGAAAUUCAUUGAAUAUCCAGGUAUAUUGGACAUAAUGAUGCGAUUCUUUGCAGUAAUGGUACCUUUUGAGAAACCGUCAAGUAAAUGUUUUGACUCAUUGUGGCAGGAGUGUCUUCUCAAGUUAUUGAAUAUGUGGCUUAGAAUGAUGAGUGACAUGCAGGAACUUAAAUCUCUUGAACAUUCAGAUGAAAGCUUCUGUUCAGAAUCUUUAGUGACGUGUCUCAAAGUAUUCAUUAACUUGAUUUUAAAGGGGAAAGUCUCUCCCAUUGAAGGUUGGGGCACCAUUAUUAGUUUCAGUAACUCAGGCGUUAAUGGUGAUGCUAUAGUUGAAAUUUUUAAUUUCUGCAGAGCAAUGCUUUUCUCAGGAUGUAGGUUUCUAGCUGUUGCCUAUGUAUUUACUGAUGCACUGAGUCAACUCUCGCCUGGGUCGGCUUUGGCAUCAAGCACUGGAAGAUAUUAUAUCAAUAUCCAGGAUCUCCCCCAUCUUUACAUAAGUUUACUGGAGGUGAUCUUGCUUGACCUAGACAGUGGAUCUCUUGAAAAGCAAAAGUUUCACUCUUUCUUGUCAUCUUUGAGUAAACUUGAAGGGAACUUGGAGGAAUUGAAAUGUGUCAGGGAUUCUGUUUGGAAAAAGUUGGCAGAGGUUUCUGACAACUUGCAGCUUCCUAGCCACUCACGUGUAUAUAUCCUGGAGCUUAUGCAGUGUAUUAGAGCUACAGAUAAGGAGCUGAAAGUGUUCUCUUCUGAGCUAGACACCUAUGUUAUUCCUUGGGAAGGGUGGGAGAAUGUCCAGAGUGGAUGUGUAAAUCAUGAAAAGACCAGUGAUUGUGGGAUGUCAAAUGUUGCAGACACAGCUAACAGAUUUACAAAUACUUUAGUUGCCCUUAAAUCAUCUCAGAUGUUGUCAGCUAUCUCGCCAAGCUUGGAAAUUGCACCAGAAGAUCUAUUAACUACUGAAUCAGCAGUUUCUUGCUUUGUAAAAGUGUCUGAAUCUGCCAAGUCUGAAUCCGAGAUUGAUGCUUUGAUAGCUAUGUUGGGAGUGUGGGAGGAACUUUUCAUGUAUGGAAGAAAAGAUUCUCCUAAGGUAGAUGAUAUUGGAAAUAGUUGGAGUAAUGAUGAUUGGGAUGAGGGAUGGGAAAGCUUUCUGGAAGAAUCUAGGGAGAAAGAGUCGAAGAGUAACAGCACUCUUUUGGUUCAUCCUUUACAUGUAUGUUGGCUGGAGAUCUUCAAAAAAUUAAUAAGGCUUUCCAGGUACGAGGAAUUCCUGAGAUUGGCUGAUAAGUACAAAGGAAAUACCACGCAAAUUUUGCUUGAUGAAGAUGAUGCUCGUUGUCUAAGUCAAAUUAUGCUUGAAUUGAACUGUUUUAUUGCUCUUAAGAUAAUGUUGUUACUGCCAUAUGAAGCUGUACAAUUGCAGUGCUUGGAAGCCGUAGAGGUAAAGUUGAAACAAACAGGCAUCCCGGAUGAAUUUGGCAAAGAUUAUGAAUUCUUGCUUCUUUUAUUAUCAUCUGGAAUAGUAGUACCUAUCAUCACCAAAUCUUCUUAUGGCACCACUUUCUCGUGUCUUUGCUAUAUGUUUGGGAAUGUCUCUCGUCAGUGGCAGGAGGCACAGUUGUCAAGCCUCAAAUAUAUGAUAGCCAGUGAAGAUAAAAGCAACUUGAACCUUAUUUUUGUUUUCACAAGACUGCUUUUCCCAUGUUUUCUAGCAGAGCUUGUGAAAGCUGACCAGCAGAUUCUGGCAGGGUUUUUUGUUACAAAAUUCAUGCACACUAGUGCAUCAUUUAGUAUAGUGAAUGUUGUGGAUGCUAGUCUUAGAAGAUAUUUCGAAAAGCAGCUCCAACUGCUAGACGAUGAUGAAGCCUCUUGGGAGGGCAUCAAUUCUAGUAAACCUUUGUUGAACACCAUAUUGAGCUUUAGAGACAGGUUAGGAGAAUUGAUCCCAUCCGCUUUGUCAUUACUUCCUGCACCGGGUUGAUGAUGUUUUGGAUGUUUUAAUGAACAUUUGGUUUUAGAGUUGUUAAAAGAUAUCUUCAUAUACAUCUUGCUGAAGAAUUCAAGGGUCCGGUGACGUUUCCCUUUGUGUGUAUAGAGGAGUCUAUGUACUUACAUAGCAGAUACCAACAGUGAAAAACAAAUGAAUCAUAGUCUCAAUUUAUUACUGAGCAGCUUUUUGUUCG